This is a messenger RNA of Patiria miniata (bat star), 3489 nucleotides long. Its product is annotated as glycosyltransferase 1 domain-containing protein 1-like. Lineage: Eukaryota; Metazoa; Echinodermata; Asteroidea; Valvatida; Asterinidae. The coding region runs from base 205 to 1236 and encodes 343 amino acids. Gene Ontology annotation, molecular function: glycosyltransferase activity. The transcript is spliced from 11 exons. The record is from RefSeq and is a predicted model, not a curated record.
CUUUAUGCUGGCCAGGGUCAACAAUGUUUAUCCCAAUAAUUUGUACGGAAACGCCGACAUAAAGAAAGGAGGAUCCAGUCCCGUGAUUGCGUAGUCGUAUGGCUAAAAAGCAGAGGUCUGGUGGUGGGAAAUGUAAGUGUUCCUCUGUAAGAUUGAAGAAAUGUAGCUGAACAUAAAGUACGACAGUAAAUCCCCAGCUUGUCUAUGAAGGUCAUUGUGCUGUCUGCUCUCAAGACAAGUACUGGAAACUGCAGCUCAGCUCAGCGAAUCAGCAACUAUUUACUAGAAGAGGGUAUCGAGAGCCAAUUAACAGACCAGGAUGCGUUCAUCAGCCCCUUGGAAUUCAACCGGCAUGUAGUCCAGACUGCGGCUGAUUGCGUGCUGGCCAUUCAUGCAUAUCGCAGUGGCAAACUUCUGUUAGAAUGUCCCGUGCCUUACUCUAUAGUGUUCGGUGGCACCGAUGUCAACGAGCACCACAAGAUUCAUGACAAAUUGGUUACCAUGACAAUGGCAGUCUCAAAGGCCAGAUUUCUAGUGAGCUUUAGUAAGCCCAUGCAUGACCAGGCCCUUGCAUUAUGGCCUGAUAUUGGUGACAAACUCUACACCCUGCCACAAGGAGUUGUAACCUCUCCCUCCAGCCGUUUUGAUUUUCACCAGCACCUUCAUGUAGCCUGCGGCAUUCCUAAGCACAGCAGUGUAUUCCUCCUAGUGGCUGGUCUGAGACCAGUCAAGGAUCCGUUGUAUCUAGUCAACAAAUUCUCAGAGUGGCACAUGGAGCAUGGGAACGUUUAUUUGGUGAUAAUCGGCCCAGAGCUGGAUCAACAAUUGUCAGAAAAGGUCAAAGCAAUUGUCAAAAGGUUGCCAGGGGUUGAGGUCUUAGACCCUCUGUCACAGAGUGACUGCCAUAGAGCUAUGCAGGAGUGCACCGCUGUGGUCAACUCGUCACUGAGUGAAGGCAUGCCAGCGGCCAUCUUAGAGGCCAUGGAUCUAUGUGUACCAGUCAUAGCACGUAACAUACCGGGUAACCGUACACUCAUCACGCACAGACAAACAGGACUGCUAUAUGAUACACCAGAGGAGUUCAUCAAUUUGGCUGAGGACCUUCUGACAUCGCCUGGCCAGCAUGCAGCAAUCACCAGGCAGGCCAAGGAGUUUGUUGAUGCCCACCACUCGCCUCAGAGCGAGAGAACCACGUACGUCAGUCUCGUCAAGAGGAUGGCAUCGGAGCCAGGAUAACCUGGCAGAGCUGUUAGAUUCACUGAUGACCAAUUUGCUAUUCCAGAGACUAAAAGACCAUAUUGUCAUCAAGUCAUUUUGAAAUGUUUCCCAAAUAUACUGAAAUGGGAGUUGUAUACCAAGCACUGAGCUAGGCUGUGCUGAUUGAGUACUUUAGACCUAACAAAAUGGACCCCACAUUUUGUAGAAUGACCCACAUGCAAGAAAUAUACAAAUAUUAACAAAACGGUGAAGGCUCUUUUAACAAGUUCUAACAACUUUUCAUCAGACAUCCUUGUUCAGAUACUCAGAUUUCUCCCCGUAAUUGGAAAACCGUGUCAAUGUCUCAGAUGUAAUUUGAACUGUGUCAGCCUGGAUUCAGUGAAAUCUCGAUAAGUCAAACUCAGAUAACUCAAAACAACUGUUAAGCCGAACAAAGUAUCCAUUCCCUUCAGUUGUAUGGCAAAUUUGCUUAACUCAAAACUCUGCUCAAGUCAAAUUUUGAACCUGUUCCCUUGAGAUUUCACUGUAUUUGUCAAACUCAGUAAAGGAAUGACUUGGUUGCAAUUCUGUGAGAAAAAAACUACUUGUGCAUUUAGUCUUGAGGCCCGAGCUGAAAAAUUUCAAAAAUUAUUUUUUUCUCUAACAUUUGAAGCUUUGGGCUUUUUCCAUAUAAAUAUGUUUUCUCAUGCUCUUUUCAAAGAAGAAAGCAGCUCAUAUCAGCUUAGGCCAAGUAAAAAAAACCCCAAAAAACAAACCAGUAUCACGUCCCCGCCCGCUUCCUUUCUCCCGCCCGCCUCAUUUCCAUUUAAAAAAAAAUGUUAUUGUCACAUUUGCAAUAUAUUUGGCACAUUUAUUGUCUCUGUAUUUGUUUUCAGCAAAAUUGUAGCUGUGUAGAUAGGGUUACAGCUCCUUUGGACGCAAUUUUGUAUCAGAAAAAAGAUUUGAGACAAUGGAAGAAAACAUUAGCCAUCUUGGAAAAUCCGCCAUCUUGAAAAAAACCCCAAAAACGCCCGCCUCCAUUUUCCAAAAAGUCCAGAUGAGAAUGAUAAUGAAGAUUUAUAAAGCAUACUUAUCCACCUUUUAACAGGCUCAAGGUGCUAUAAACACAAUUAAUCCAUUACUCUCUUUUGAAUGAGAGAUUGAACAAAAAACUCUGCCCACGUACAUAUUAAAAUAUAAUAUUAUAAAUAUUAUAACAUCUACAAAAUGUACUUACAAGUUUUGAAAUUUAUUUGCAGUUGACAACAAUUCAGGCGUAUCUUUUAUGCAUUACGGGUGCUGAAGCAACGCAAAAUAAAACCUUUAUUUUUUUUCAGAGCAUUGAAAUAGAAAGGGAAAAAGGAACAUUUUCCCUUUAAGUAAAACAUACAAAUGGAGAUUUCGAAUAUGAAAAUGAUCAAACAUGUUGAAGAGCAACAACUUUAAUGUGGCAGUUAAGCCAUUAAAUACAAAUACCAGUUUUUUAUGCAAUAUAAAGAUGUCACUAAGUACAUUGUAAAUAUAGCUUAUGAUUAGUUAUGUCAUUUUGAGUUAUGUCAUUUUGUCCGUUGCCAAACCACCUAUGCUGCAUGUUAGUCACACUAAUGGAGAUCAGUUAGCCUACCUAAGACGUCUUCUUCACAUCUAUUUAAACAGCAUUACCCAGAAAUUGAAAUUCAGUACACAUUUAUGAAAUAUUUGAGAACAUUCAGUAAAACAACAAUGAUGUCAUUGAGGUGGAAGCAAUAAUUGUUUAUUUGUUAGCAGUCCAUUUUGAUGUAGAAUACUGAGAAACUAUUUUAAAGUACUGGAACAUUUGCGCAAUAAAUGUCCUUUAAAAAAUGAAUGUAUAUUCUUAAUUGGUGGCCAAAGAUUCUGUGACUGGGAGCAAUUAACAUCAUUCUCGUGUGAUUUUUGUUGAGUUUUUUUUCUAACAAUUACUUAUCUGGAAAGUAUCUGAAAUUUCAUGUAUGAUUUUCUGUUUAUUUGUUUGAAAAUGUUUAGUACUUAUUGGCAUUUCAAAUUCAAAUGCUUGAUUUUCUGUGAAUUGUAGUAACAUAUCUAUCUUUUUAAAACAAAUUUCCACUGUACAUUUCUUUAAAAUUACUUGCUUUCAAAUUAAUAUAUUUGUAAAGUUCAUUUUUAAAUUUGUUUCUUGCAGACUAAUGCAUGUAUUUACUCCAUGUCAUCGCAUUAUUACUGAUGAGGUUGUUUAAAAUUACAAGUACUCGACAUCUACUUAAAGUGCCUUAAUAGGUAGAUUUCUAUCAAAUUAAACAAAGAACUGUAAAA